GGCGGGUCUGUUGACAGGAAGCGUGUGAGGCGGAAUCACUACAAUCGCUUGUAGUUUAGCCUGACAAGCAGGAAUGUCAGAUUUGUUCACCCCGCUCGGACGCGUGUGGACUUAAAUUAUGCUUUUUAAGAUCGACCCGGAUCAAAGAUGCAAUGGAGAUCAAUAGUAGUAGGUCUGGUCGUGUUGAGACUCUCGCUCAGCUGUGUGCUGUGGCUAGCUUUUGGGCUCGGACCCAACGUUAGCUGGGGGUUCAACUUCCACCUCAGCUUCAAUUUGCACAAAUUAGACUUGUUAUUCAGGGAGGAGAAAGGGACCGACCAGAGGGGCAACUCGUGGUCUCAGCGUAUACACGGACAGAGAUAUGAGGAGACGACGAGGACCUGUGCGAAGGUGGGAGAGGAGUCACUCAAGAGAUCCUACCUGAGCUUCUUCGAUGGCAACAAGGACGAGUACGUCCGCAGAUACAGCUCGUUCCCCGACACGCUGAAAGCGAAAAUGAAGGGCAUGGCAAAGGAAAUGUUUUAUUUCGGAUAUGACAAUUACAUGAAAUAUGCCUUCCCCGAGGACGAGCUGAAUCCCAUUGACUGUGAGGGGAGGGGACCAGACGUGCUAAACCCGUCAAACAUCAACAUAAAUGACGUCUUGGGGAACUAUUCCCUUACACUCAUUGACACCUUAGACACCCUGCUGGUGCUCGGCAAUGUGACAGAGUUCCAGAGAGCUGUCAAGCUGGUUAUAGAUACGGUGUCUUUUGACAAGGACUCAACUGUGCAAGUUUUUGAGGCAAACAUCAGGAUCUUGGGAAGCCUUAUCUCAUCUCACAUCCUGCUGACAGACCCAAAACAUCCCUUUGGAAAGGUGGGCUUUGAAGGUUACGAUAAUGAGCUGCUUCACUUGGCCCAUGACUUGGCCGUCCGCUUGCUACCUGCCUUUGAAAACACCAGCACAGGCAUUCCUUACCCAAGGGUGAACCUGAAGACGGGCGUUCCACCUGAUAGCAUCAAUGAGACUUGUACCGCGGGUGCUGGGUCACUCCUGGUGGAGUUUGGAAUUCUGAGCCGCUUGAUUGGAGACUCCACGUUUGAGUGGGUCGCCAGACGAGCUGUCAGAGCUCUGUGGAGCCUGAGGAGCAACGAAACCGGUCUGUUAGGGAAUGUAGUUAAUAUCCAAACAGGCCAGUGGGUUGGCAAGCAGAGUGGUCUGGGAGCUGGCAUGGACUCCUUCUAUGAGUAUUUGCUCAAGUCAUACAUCCUUUUUGGCGAAAAAGAAGAUUACAGGAUGUUUCAAGCUGCUUACGAGAGCAUUCAGAACCACAUGAGAAGAGGGAGAGAGUCGUGUAACGAAGGAGAAGGUGACCCACCCCUCUAUGUUAAUGUGAACAUGUUCAGCGGGGAGAUAAUGAACACCUGGAUUGACUCCCUUCAAGCCUUCUUCCCUGGGCUGCAGGUGCUGAAUGGUGAUGUGGAUAAUGCCAUUUGCCUGCACGCCUUCUACUAUGCCAUCUGGAAGCGCUUCGGGGCUUUACCAGAGCGAUACAACUGGCAGCUGCAGGCCCCUGAUGUGCUCUUCUACCCUUUAAGACCAGAGCUGGUGGAGUCCACCUAUCUGCUGUACCAGGCGACCAAAAAUCCUUUCUAUUUGCACGUGGGAAUGGAUAUUCUUCAGAGCCUUGAGAAAAAUGCCAAAGUCAGAUGUGGGUACGCCACUCUCCACCAUGUUGUGGACAAAUCCAAAGAAGAUCGCAUGGAGAGCUUCUUUCUCAGCGAGACAUGCAAAUACCUUUACCUGCUGUUUGACGAGGACAACCCCCUUCACAGAUCCGACAACAAGUACAUCUUCACCACAGAGGGCCAUGUCGUGCCUAUAGACAAGCGUUUCAGGGAGAAACAGUGGAAUGACUUGUUUCCUUGUGAAGAGGGAGUGCUGACAGAAAGAGAGAUGAACAACCGGUCACCCCCCAACAACAUCAGCAAUUGCAACAGGAUCCCAGAUGAGCGGCGGUACACUCUGCCACUGAAGAGCAUCUACAUGAGGCAGAUCGAUCACAUGGUGGGUCUUUUCUGAGUGAGAGGAUGCAUGUGGUGACACUGGCACGAACAGGCCUUCGGCAUACCCACUCAGGUGCAAAUGCAGUGAGAUUAAAAAGGAUCCACUGUCGGUCAGAAUCCUCGUCCUGUCAGUUCCUGUCGGGAAACUGAGACUACAACGAACCUGAGAAAGCAACUUGAUCACUUUAAGUAAAACAUGAACAACUUUCUUCCUGGAAAAUGAGGAGUCAUGAGUAGAUUAUGUAAGUGAUUUUUUUUUUUAAAGGAGCAAAAAAAAUGUCUGAGGUAUUGGUUCAGAUAUGAAUGUGUCUACAGUGUGUGAGUGUGUGUGUGUGAAUGUGUGAAUGUGUGUGUAUGCGUUUUGAAAUUACAGCUGAGCUGUGAAUCAUAAUGAUGCGUUUAUGGGAACAGUGCCAUCUAGCCACACAUGUGUAAAAUGCAUAGCCUAUAAAAACACUCACAUCUAAGAACUAUCACUCUAAACAUGAUUAGUGCCUCUUUGCAGUUGUUGAUUCACUUGACUAGUUCAGUGCUUUUACUUAAGGGCUGCGCAUUAACAGCUAACGACAGCGAGAAAGAGGUUCAGGAUGACUCUUGCUGUUUUUAAAGUGCCUUCAGUUUUUCUCGGUCUUUCUGGAUGCUGUACAGUAUAACACAUAACACUGUCAAGUAUUCUUGGAGGCCGCUGUUUAUUGCACAAUAGAUGUCAUUCCAUGUGUGUGUACAGUUUUACACCAAUUAUGACAUAAAAGUGUAAAGCACUUUUUUUUUUUUUUGACACGAGACAAGCCAUAAAGUGUAUUUUUUUAAUGUUAAUGAGUGAAAAAAGUGUUUGUUUUACAUCAUUUCUCUGUCAGAAGUAUGUAGUACACAGUUUAUUCUUACUGAUGGAGGUUGCUUGUUGCUGUUUCUCUUUCUAUUUCUCUUAAUUGCACAUCAUCAUACUUAAUAAUUGUCAUGUGGUGAGAACUCAGGGUUUAAAUGAAAAACAAAAAUUAAUGAAUGCUUUCAUAAAAGAAAGUUUUUUUUUUUUUUUAAAUGUUAUCGCCUACAAUGUCUUAGGAUAGUCUUAGAUAUUUAUAAUGCAAAUCAACUUGGUUAUCUGAGGUCAAUAACUGCACUGAACUGAAGUACAGUUGUACUGUGAAUAUACAUAAUUGUUCCCACGCAGACAAAAAAAAGUAUAUGAUGUCUCCUUAACUGUGAUGUUUGAUUGAGAUAUGUUUUUCUUCUCAUACCAAACAUCCCUGAUUGUAUGUAAAGUUUAGCAGCACUUCAGGCUGCAUGGCUCAUUUACAUCACAACAUUGUCAUCUUCUUUGGCUUUUUGGAGUUUUCUAAACUGCUCCAGGCCAUAUGAAUGAUAUUUCAGAGGUUUUGAAUUAGCCAACAUCACCCCAAUCAUUUUGUCUCAGAUUAUCUUUAAAGGAAUAGUUUGACAUUUCGGAAAAUGCGCUUAUUCACUUUCCUAGUGAGAAUUAGAUGAAAAAAUUGACACCACUUCAUACCAGACUGGAGCCCAUUUUACAAAAAGUGAUUUGUGAGUAAGGCUUGUGUGCACGUUUGUUACUCCUGCAGUCCUACAGGACUCUCAUAUGCUCAUGCAGGGGUUAGAAAUAUAGUGUUAGUUUUGAUUAGUAAAACAAAGAAAA
Larimichthys crocea (large yellow croaker) is the source of this 3699-nucleotide messenger RNA. It is a transcript of the gene edem1, whose product is annotated as ER degradation enhancer, mannosidase alpha-like 1. The transcript is spliced from 12 exons. Lineage: Eukaryota; Metazoa; Chordata; Actinopteri; Sciaenidae. The coding region runs from base 148 to 2064 and encodes 638 amino acids. Gene Ontology annotation, molecular function: calcium ion binding; mannosyl-oligosaccharide 1,2-alpha-mannosidase activity. Gene Ontology annotation, biological process: endoplasmic reticulum mannose trimming; carbohydrate metabolic process; mannose trimming involved in glycoprotein ERAD pathway. Gene Ontology annotation, cellular component: membrane. The record is from RefSeq and is a predicted model, not a curated record.